CGACGGAGACACCCUCGCUAGUAGUUGCGACUCGCCGAUGCCAUGAGCAACUGGAUCGAGCAGUACUCUGCUGCUCUCGACGCCCGCGAUGCUCGUGAACAGAUGCACAAACCGUACAUAGACGCCUACACCAAGCUCGCCGACCGCACUGCAGCCGCCGCCGCCGCCGCUGCAAAAGUGCCUUCCAGCUCGACACCCGCUCUCCCAGACCGUACUGCAACACCACCGAAAUCCCAACCUCGUAGCUCCACCAAAGGCCCUCUUCCAGAUUCCCAAGCAGCAACCGACCUUGUGGCCACUCUGAGAACAGACCUUGCCAAUACUCAGCGCGCGCGCGCAUCUCUACAACUGCAAGUUUCCGAGCUCACCGCAUCUCUCCAUCAGCUACAGACCACACACAAGGAAUCCAGCGCGCAAAUCAAUCUUUUAACGAAGCAGAAGGCCGAGAGUGAGCGGAAACUCAGGGAUCGGGAGGAGGAGAUACGAGGUAAGGCGAAGUUGGUGGAACAGGCGCAGGAUGAAAUGGUCAGUCUGCAAUUGCAGUUGUUCAAGGCUGAGGAGAAGCGCGACGAGUUGAAGGAGGAGAACAAGGAGUUGGUUGAGAGAUGGAUGAGGAGAGUAGGGGAGGAGGUCGACAGGGUCAAUCGGGACACCGGGUGGGAGUGAGGACGUUCUGGAGGAUGGUUGAGGCGAGUGGAGAUGGUGUCGAGGCGAACACUCGGUGAGACCAGGUGAGCAUGUUGAUGACAGUGGUUACCCUAUGAUGAAAGCCUACAUCUUUUGCCACAUUCAUGGACAUUCCCUCAUGAGAGUGGGAUAGCCACGACCAACAGCGAGCAUGCGCUCUCAGGCGAUGAGGGUGUCGACACAUGGCUCCGUCCAAGCCACCGUGAUCACAGACGCGGCGUCGAGCCGCCGGAUUGGAGAGGCUUGCACCAUGAUCGGUCGACAUGACCAGUCACGCAUGGCUUCGUAGUCAGUAAUCCGAGGUCCGUUUGCCUGAUCCAACAUGACGGCUUCUCGAUGAUAUCUGUCUUCAUACUUAUAAAGACUUGGUAAGCCUAUGCUUCAUACUAGAAGCUACAACGCCGCGGCUCCACACGAUUCCAGCUGUUAUUUGAGGACUCACGACUUGCAAUUGCACCGUUCCACAUGACACUCAUUCGCUCCGCUCUGGUCAUACCAUGGGUCAAGUACAAGUUUGCUGUGAUGGCUCUGCUACUCACCACGCUACCGAUGCCCACGCAAGCUGUUGUACCUGUCAAAAUAGGCACUCCUGCGCAGAAUGAUAACCUCACUUCACCGGCAGGUAGUUACGACUACACACCAACACUACAACUGGAGCCUCGGGUGCCUCCGACGAGCUAUAAAAGCGCCGUCAAAAAGGGCAGAGAAAUGUGGGCCAUGAUCGAAGAUCCUCUCAAGACCAAGCAAUCAACAUGGGCUGCCACAGAUAUGUCCAAGUGGGGCUGGAGCGUCAAGUUCGACAAGAAUAUUGAAGUGUUCAAGGACAAGACUUCAGGUCUUGAAGCCGCGCUUGCUGCGUUACAAGUCUCACCAGAGACCAGCUCGACCAUUCGACUCGAGCACAACAAAGAUGUGACCAUUAACGGUGUUGAAUACCCGGCUACCAAUGCCGAAUACUGCGGCAUCUACAAUCCCGCCAAAGGAGUCAUCAUCGCCUCUGAUCGACACAGUCCCAACUAUCGCAAAGCCACAUCCAGUCAUCUCUCCAACAAUCAAUCCCCUUUACCCCUUCUCCAACACUGGUCAGAUUUGACUUUUCUCAGCUAUCAACUCCUUGCGUCCGCGCAGAGUAAUAGCUCUCCUCUUCCUCCUUCUUCUUCUUCUGCAUCACCUUCUUCCUCCAACUCCUCCUCCACCCCACCCCUCCCCCUCCAAUACAUCUUCAUCCGCGGCAUCACCAACCGCGCAACUCAACAAAUCAUCCUCGCAGCUUUACAACAUGAUGGAUAUUUUCAAUCCCCAAACCUUCCAGACACAACAGUAAAAACCAAAACAAACACGAAAACAAUUCUUCCCUGGCCCCAUUUCUGGACUUUUACACCUCACAAUCCCAACCACAUCAACAACAACAACAACAGUGCGAAUAAAAAGAAUAAUCGAAAAAAGGGGGGUUCUUCUUCUUCUACUUCACCAUUAUCAGAUCCUUUUCUCGCAAUUCUCGGAACAGAGAAUUUUGCUGGUGUGGCUCCUUUGUUGGCGCAACAUCAUGUUUCUCUUCUCCUUCCUCCCCCUUUUUCACCUUCUUCUUCUUCUUCAUUAGGAUGUAGCAGGGAGAAGCGGAGGAGAUCGAUCAAAAGUAUUCGAAUUUGGGGCGAAGGGGGCAAUUCGCAGAUUUUGCAUGGGAUGGUGGAGGUUGGAUGGGAGUGA
This is a messenger RNA of Sphaerulina musiva SO2202, 2394 nucleotides long. RefSeq lists its product as uncharacterized. NCBI's taxonomy places the organism in Eukaryota, Fungi, Ascomycota, Dothideomycetes, Mycosphaerellales, Mycosphaerellaceae. The record is from RefSeq and is a predicted model, not a curated record. The transcript is spliced from 3 exons. The coding region runs from base 1153 to 2394 and encodes 413 amino acids.